CUCCAAAACACAAACACAAAAAAUUGAAAAAACUAUAUAAUAAAUUAUUCAUAAUAAGCGAGGACGAUGAAUUAUUUAGAUAUCCACGACAAAAUCAGCUAAAAAGCUACGUCCUGCUGCGUCAUUUUCUUCCCCUCUAUUUUUCAGCAACGAAAGGAAAAAAAAAAAAAGAAGAGAUCAGAGACAGAGACAGAGAGAGAGAGUGGAAAUUCCAUCGCUGUGAGGACCGUACGCGUAAGGCUGGGAAUGGAUGAAGAAGAAGGCAGAGACUGCAUUUAUUUUUCAAUGAAGAUUGGUCCGAAUCCGUGAGAUUCACGCAAAUCCGGUUUCCCAGAUCGACUUCCUCUGCAUUGAUUUGUUUUCUCUUUUUUCGACUCAUUUCUCUGUCAAUUUUUUGGAAUAUUUAUAAAUGAACGUCGGCGGGGAGGGGCUCUUGGCUCCGGCGAGGUCGGCGGCGGAUUUAUCGCCGCUGGAGUGGAAGUUUUCGCAGGUCUUCGGAGAAAGGACCGCCGGAGAAGAAGUUCAGGAAGUUGAUAUAAUAUCCGCUAUUGAAUUCGAUAGAACUGGGGACCACCUUGCCACUGGAGAUCGUGGAGGUCGGGUGGUAUUGUUUGAAAGAACUGAUACGAAAGAUCAUGGUGGACAUCGGAGAGAUCUAGAGAGGAUGGAUUAUUCAAUCAGUAGGCAUCCCGAGUUUCGCUAUAAAACUGAGUUCCAGAGUCAUGAACCUGAGUUUGACUAUCUUAAGAGCUUGGAAAUUGAGGAAAAAAUCAACAAGAUCAGAUGGUGUCAGACAGCUAAUGGUGCGCUGUUUCUUCUCUCCACUAAUGACAAAACCAUCAAAUUCUGGAAGAUCCAAGAAAAGAAGGUAAAGAAAGUAUGUGAGAUGAAUGUAGAUGCUUCUAAAUCUGUGGAAAAUGGGGCAGUUGGUUCUCUGUCAGCAAGCUCCAAACCGUCUCUUGCAAAUGGAGUAUGUAAAGAGAGACCCAUCAGUUCUCCAAGCAAUGACAAUUCGAUUCCAUCUGGGGGUUUGCCAUCUCUGCACUUGCCCGUGGUAGUGACCAGUCAUGAGACGAGCCUUAUGGCCAGAUGUCGAAGAGUCUACGCCCAUGCCCAUGACUAUCAUAUUAAUUCCAUUUCAAAUAACAGCGAUGGAGAAACUUUUAUAUCAGCUGAUGACUUGCGAAUUAAUCUUUGGAACUUAGAGAUUAGCAAUCAAAGUUUUAAUAUUGUUGACGUGAAGCCUACAAACAUGGAGGAUCUAACUGAGGUGAUAACUUCAGCAGAAUUUCAUCCUACUCAUUGUAACAUGCUGGCGUACAGUAGCUCAAGGGGCUCAAUUCGUCUUAUUGAUUUGCGGCAGUCAGCUUUAUGUGACACUCACAGCAAAUUGUUUGAAGAACGAGAAGUGCCUGGUUCAAGAUCUUUUUUCACUGAGAUAAUAGCCUCAAUUUCAGAUAUUAAGUUUGCUAAGAAUGGAAGACAAGUACUUAGUCGUGAUUACAUGACUCUUAAGCUGUGGGACAUAAACAUGGAUUCUGGCCCAGUUGCAACUUUCCAGGUUCAUGAAUAUCUAAGACCUAAGCUGUGCGAUUUGUAUGAAAAUGAUUCUAUCUUCGAUAAAUUUGAGUGCUGUUUAAGUGGAGAUGGGCAUCGAGUGGCAACAGGUUCUUACAGCAAUCAGUUUCGAGUGUUUGGUUGUUCUGAAGGGAGCACAGAAGCGACGACAUUGGAGGCCAGCAAAAACCCCAUGAGGAGACAAGUGCAAACGCCAUCAAGGCCUUCUAGAUCUUUGGGCAACCUUCCUCGUGUUCUCAGGCGAGGUGCGGAUAACUCUGGAGCUGAUGCGAACGGAAAUUCUUUUGAUUUCACGACGAAGUUGCUACAUCUUGCAUGGCAUCCUACUGAGAAUUCACUCGCCUGUGCUGCUUCAAAUAGCCUUUACAUGUAUUAUGCGUAAAGAUGGUAUCAGAAGUUGUAUGUUUUGGCAGGCAAAGCUUCUCUCGUUACUAUUGACUAAAGGCUGCUCUGCCUUCUUCCCCGGCUAGUGAUGUGAAGCUGCACCCUUAAUCAGAAACUCUGCAAUCCAUUACCUAACUGCGCAACAUCAGGAAACAUUUUUUAGCUGAUGUCAAAGUUUUCAAGGAGAAAUUAGUCUCUCUCCCUCCCGUUGAUGCGGAAAAUUGAUGUUUAUGCUAUACCAUAAGGAGAAUGCCAUUGUCCUAAUUGUGUCUUGUUAAUUGAAGAGAUGUGAUAUUAGCUCAUCUGCCUACGGAAAGAAUACCCGGUCGAUAUUUGCUGCCACAGUAGACACCAAUCGGGCCCUACCCUGAAGCUGGGAGAAGCUCUAGUGGUGCAUCUACUCUGAUUGAUACCUCGGGGCCUUCAACCUUUGUAUUAUUUGAAUUAAAGUUAAAAGGGUUGGUGAAAUUUUAUCACUGUUUUUAUUCUAACCAUUCUUUCCCCUCUUUCAGAAUCUGCUGAUUUUCUUUGAUCUUUAGCAAAAAAGUAUUGGUUCCUUUGGAUUGAAGGCCCCAUGCAAGACAUAUUCUUUCAACAGUUUCACUGGGAACCAAGAUUUGUGGGUCUUAAUUCGUCUGGUUUUCUGGUGUUUUAUUCUUUAGGUAAUGUUUUUUAUGUAGGCAACUGAUCAUCUUCUAUAUAAAUCAGAGGGUCAUAAAAGUGGAAGCCUGAGACUUGUUUUGUUGAUCAUCUGCUCUGCCCUUCUGCUUAGACUCUGCUGACAUUAGUGUUGCCCUUGGGGCUAGAAACUGUAAAAACUCAACUUCUCUUAUUUAUAACCCACUGUUUUAUGAAAUAUAUGGUAAACCAAUACCGAUGAAACCCUUGUGAAGU
Prunus persica (peach) is the source of this 2856-nucleotide messenger RNA. Its product is annotated as serine/threonine protein phosphatase 2A 55 kDa regulatory subunit B beta isoform. The record is from RefSeq and is a predicted model, not a curated record. Gene Ontology annotation, biological process: peptidyl-serine dephosphorylation. Gene Ontology annotation, molecular function: protein binding; protein phosphatase regulator activity. Bases 410 to 1960 code for a protein of 516 amino acids. Gene Ontology annotation, cellular component: cytosol; protein phosphatase type 2A complex. The transcript is spliced from 14 exons. NCBI's taxonomy places the organism in Eukaryota, Viridiplantae, Streptophyta, Magnoliopsida, Rosales, Rosaceae.